UACUUCUCUUAGCGGUCAACGAUCUCAGUAAAUUAGUUUGUCAGCAGAGUUGAGACCAGGCCAGACAGACUGAAGUUUCUUCUUAUUACACGACAGUUUGGAAAAUAUGAGGAUUUGGAUAUGUGGGAAUUGUUGUUUGGAGACUUUUCGGGUCAACUUGGCUUUGCUUAGUGAUUAAGUUUUUAGUCAUUCAACUAAAUUUGAAGUCUUUGAAGUUGUGGACAGUUGGGUCUUAGUUGUGAAUUUGGUUCUUUCACAUUUGGGGAAUUAGAAGGUUUGGUGGGGGUUUAGCACUUGAAGCUUUGCAUUGGAUGGAUACAAUGGGGAGCAAUGGGGUUAAUAAUCCACUGAUAGAUUUACAAGAGGAAAAUGUUGGCGAUGGCAGAAGUAAGGGAGUGCUCGAGGACUGUGAACAGACAGAUGAUGUAGAUGAAUCAGUGACAGUGGAGUAUAGGUAUUCUGAUGAGCAAUCCUUUUCAAGUUCCUAUGUCGAGGAAGAGAAUCAGAAGUCAAGUUCAGAGCGGAAGUCAUCGGUUCUAGAGAUUUCCCAGACGAAAGAAUUGAGUGUCACGUCUUCUCCCCGUAGAGGCUUGGAUCAUUGUAUCUCUGAACCAGUUGGUGCUCACGGAAACCUGUUAAUAGAUGACAGUGAGAUUCCAUUCUCUAGGUCAAUGAUGGAGAAGAAGGCUGCAAGACAUGAUCUAAAACUAGAUAGACUCUCAGAGCGUGAAAAGGUUAUUGAGAGACUCACGCGAUGGAAAAAACUGAUUGUGGACCUUGUCAAGAUCCAAAAUGAUGGGACGGUAGAAGUUGAUCUAGCUAAAAGUUCUCCUGUAGCUUCUGAACUGUUAGAACUUUCCUCUAUUGAGGGGGCACCCUUUGAUGUUGAUGAUACUUCUUUCCAUGAAACCAAUAAAUCAAUCCCAAGGUUGAAAAUUGCCAUCCUUGUGGUUGGAACAAGAGGAGAUGUACAAACUUUUCUGGCUAUGGCGAAGAGACUUCAGGAGUUUGGUCAUCAUGUUAGAUUGGCAACUCAUGCUAACUUCAGUAGCUUUGUAAAGUUGGCUGGCAUUGACUUUUAUCCUCUGGGUGGUGAUCCUCGGGUUUUGGCUGGAUGUAAGAGGACCCUGACCUUGAAACUAUUGCAAUUUAUCAUAUUUAUGCUGGUACCUAUUUUGGCGAUAGAUUUUAAAAAUAAAUCCCACCUCAUGGUUAUCAAACUGAUAUGGCAUUUGCCUAAAUGCACUGCAUCUUGUUUUGCUUGUUUGGAAACUAUAAGGGGAAGGGAAGGAGAGGAAAUGAGGAAGAGGAAAAAAUGAGGAGAGGUUAAGCUUCACCCUGUUUGGGUUGCUUAAAAGAAGAGGGAAAGGAAAGGAAGGGUAUGUUAUCAAACAUUGUUGGGCUAAGGAUUGUAGAAGUGGAAGGAAAUGAUAACUUAUCAUCUUCUUUAUGAUUAUAUGUGUUAUAUAUCAAGAUAAAAUGUCAAACUAAGGGCAAUUUUGUCUGUACAGUAAAAAGGUUUAAUUUCAUGCCCCUCCAAAUCCUCCUUUUUAGGGAGUUUAAAAAAAAAUGAAGGUUUGGAGGCUUUUGGAAGGAUACAUCUGUUCCUCCAAAUCCUUCCUUUUCUAUCAAAAUGUUUUUCAAACAAGAGAAAGGGAAGCACUCCCCUCUCUUUG
Molecule: messenger RNA, 1676 nt
Organism: Durio zibethinus
Lineage: Eukaryota; Viridiplantae; Streptophyta; Magnoliopsida; Malvales; Malvaceae
Source: RefSeq, a predicted model, not a curated record